Adineta steineri is the source of this 792-nucleotide messenger RNA. The record is from the annotation of a GenBank genome assembly. NCBI's taxonomy places the organism in Eukaryota, Metazoa, Rotifera, Eurotatoria, Adinetida, Adinetidae.
AUGGGACAUCAUUAUACAAAAGAGCAAUUCAAUAUUGAUUUGGAUAUUGAUACAAUACAAUAUUAUGUAAACGAGUAUAAAAAACUACAACCUCAAUCAAUGUUUGGCAAAAGAUUUAGUCCACUUUUGCUUCUACCAUAUCAAACAAUGUGUAGUUCCUGUGGUACACAAUUGAAAACUAUAUUUCAAAGUUGUGCUAAUAUUAUAUAUUGUACCAAAAUUCAACCAUGCUUGCUCUAUAAAGCAGACUGCCAUCAAUGUCAACGAUCACAUAGACUAUCAUCUAUUUAUUUAAUGGAUCAGAAAUCAACAAUGGUUAACACAAAAUCACAAUGUUCUGAAUUCGUGCAUUUCUCCGGAGCAUUGGUCUUCUCUAAGAAGAUUUUGAUCUUAUUUUCUUGUCUUUUAAUUGACGACUAUGCGACUUUCGGUGGUUUUGGCUCUGCUAUUACUAAAGUUCUCAACAAACUUCGGCGUUUAGAUAUGAACGAUUUUUCACCGGAAGCAUUGUCUCGAAAUCUACAAUCAGUGUGGCUUUACUAUGAACUGGCAAAUUUUAUCUUUAUGACCAAUAAAUUCAGUGAAACGAUUUUCCCGUAUGCAAUGUGUGAGGGCCGAACUAAGAUACGAGGUGAACAGUCCACACGUGCUAUUUCCAUUGAAAGAAAUCUGGACUGGUUUUACCAUCUGUUCACCGUUUUCUGGUCUCAUCAUAAAGAAAUAUUUGGAGAAUGUCAAUGUAGUGGUGGAUGUUCUCGCACGAUUACUAUUGAUGGCCAUCAAAAGCCGUAA